UGGGCACCCCUGCACUCCUCGGUUUAACCAUUUUCCAUCUUCACCACAGCACCUCCACGGCGGCCAUGAGUUCUUCCUAGAUCCGGAAAACACGGGACCUCCUUCCUUGUGUGCAUGGUGGCCAAAGGAGCUGGUUCUGGCGACGAAGAGGCUGAUGCCGCCCGCACAUCACUCAGGGCGCAAGAAGACCUUGGGGAUGAAGUUGGUCCGGUCAGAUGUAGCACCGUGUCGGUGUCAAUGGCGAUGGGGAGAAAAGGUCCAAGGGACGAAUGCCUUCCUGGAGAAGGAAAAGGCAAACCGAGCAUCAAUGGGAACGAUACGAGCAUGGGGAUAAUUUCUUUGGAGCAUGCAUCAGCUCUUAGCUCCUACCCAUUCAUGAAUCCUUCCUUUUUCAACUUCCAUUGCUUGAAUCAGAACGGGGUUGGUCCAUUAGUAACGUUCCAGGACAUGGUAAUGCAAGCAGGCAAUGGUGUUCUUCCGCAUGCAGGAGUUAAUUCAUCUGAAAUUGGUGACAAAGCAAAUCCUGUGGCAAUGACAACUAUGUGGAAGCAAGUUCAGACCAAGCGACACACUACCGGAAACCCUAUAUUUGCCGAGUGCCUACGGCUUUGCCGAGUUCCAAAAUUCGAGCACUCGGCAAAAGAACCUUUUACUGAGUGUAAACAAUUAAACACUCGGCAAAACAAAGACACUCGGCAAACUCUGCUUUUGCCGAGUGCCGUAAUAUAGACACUCGGCAAAUCCAGAGUAUGCCGAGUGUCCAGAAUGUGACACUCGGCAAAAAAAACCGUAACAGCUACUGGCCGGCCGUUCCGUUUGGUUUUGCCGAGUGUCCUUUGAGGCACUCGGCGAAUAUAUGUCUUUGCCGAGUGCCAAAGGAGUAGCACUCGGCAAAUUGUCAGAUUGGUCGAGUGUCCUUUGAGGCACUCGGCGAAAUUUUAAAAAAAUUUCCACUCCCAAUUCCCAAAAUUUUUCCCUGAUCUCCUACGAUAUGAAGACGUACAUAUUAAAAUUAAGUAUAUUUUUUCCUUA
Molecule: messenger RNA, 1032 nt
Organism: Panicum virgatum (switchgrass)
Lineage: Eukaryota; Viridiplantae; Streptophyta; Magnoliopsida; Poales; Poaceae
Exons: 3
Coding region: 115-729 (204 amino acids)
Source: RefSeq, a predicted model, not a curated record